This is a messenger RNA of Culex pipiens pallens (northern house mosquito), 506 nucleotides long. RefSeq lists its product as uncharacterized. Lineage: Eukaryota; Metazoa; Arthropoda; Insecta; Diptera; Culicidae. The transcript is spliced from 3 exons. The coding region runs from base 12 to 428 and encodes 138 amino acids. Gene Ontology annotation, molecular function: odorant binding. The record is from RefSeq and is a predicted model, not a curated record.
CAUUUUUGAAAAUGCAGCUGUUGAGCUGUUUCUUAAUUGUUUUUCUAAGUAGCUGUUUGGGAAAACUGGACCAAAAGCAGAUGCAAUCCACAAUUGAGCAGGCAAAAGCGUGCUACAAGGAGUUGGGCAUGGCGGAGGAUUCGGAUCUUGUGAUGCGAGCGAUUCAGAAUGUAGAUCUCGACUUUAGUGAUCAGGAAGUUGACUUCAUCAGGUGUGUUCAGCUGAAACAAGGCGUGCUCGAUGCAGAAGGAAACUACCACACCCAAAAAAUAAAGGACUUUUUUCUGCAAAGCAAAACCUUCAACGAAGAGAACGUGAAUGAAGUCGUGGACGCGUGUUUCGAUCUUCCGGAGGAAAUGCCCGUGAAGGAAAAAGUGCGCAAGUCUUACAGCUGUUUGUUGACGAAGAAAAAGUUUGAUUUUGUGUAAAUAGAUACAAGAUAUUUUAACUAAAUGGAAAGUUAAUCGUUUAAUAUCAAUAAGGCCAUCACAAAUUUAUUUCAAAGU